Paramacrobiotus metropolitanus is the source of this 6404-nucleotide messenger RNA. RefSeq lists its product as uncharacterized. The record is from RefSeq and is a predicted model, not a curated record. Lineage: Eukaryota; Metazoa; Tardigrada; Eutardigrada; Parachela; Macrobiotidae. Bases 1434 to 5087 code for a protein of 1217 amino acids. Gene Ontology annotation, biological process: multicellular organism development; cell surface receptor protein tyrosine kinase signaling pathway; positive regulation of kinase activity. Gene Ontology annotation, cellular component: signaling receptor complex; membrane. The transcript is spliced from 24 exons. Gene Ontology annotation, molecular function: transmembrane receptor protein tyrosine kinase activity; ATP binding.
AAGAAUUAGCACCAGAGAUAGGUUGCAGAAAAGAGCAUAAUAAGCUGCUUCGGAUACUCGGUAAUGUUUUAUGACGAAAAACAGGCAGACCUUUUUCCAAGGCUCAGUGCAUACUAUAACAGCCUUUGUAGUCAUGAAAACCUAAACCGUAGACGAUUCUUCUGAGUCAAUCGACGCAGCACAAGAACUCAAACAAUGAGUUGCUGUGUUCUGUCAAAAUACACUACAUGUAUGUAUCUUUGUGCUUUCAUUGCGUUGCGGCAAGUGAUUACGAUUAAGGCGGAGAGCAUAGCCCAGUUCACCUGCAAUUUUGAUAGCGGGUUGUGUCCCGGUUGGCAAACUGCUACUAGCACUGCAAGUUCAUCCAGGAACUGGACAUCAACAACUGCUCACGAUCAGAUUGAUCACAGACACCAGAGUCUGCUAUCUUUCGAUGGGACGCAUUUUAUUUAUACACCGAGGACAGUACGGCAAACUGAUGAAGAUGUCUGGGCUGAAAUUAUCAGCGAUUAUUUAUCUUUACCGGUUGGAAGUCCUCCAUACAACAUCGUUGUCAGUUUCUGGUAUUUUGUCCCAAAAGGUUACGGGACGCUAAUGUUGAGCUUCAGAGAUACCAACGCUGUUUAUGGAAAUGACAGUAUUCACUGGAUGAUAAGAGACAGAAUUCAUCACAGUUAUCCGGACCAAAGCAUGAAGUGGUAUUAUGGACAAGCACCGCUCCUCAUUAGCCAAAGCGGCUGGAUUGUAUUUCGGGUCGUGCACGGCCGCAUUAUUGACUCGUUUGCCUUGGAUAAUGUUGUAACAACCAAAGACGAUCGGCUUCCUAUUAACCUACUGGUGAGUCACGUGAGUGCAACCCGAAGAAUAUCUUGUGGUUUCGAAAUCGAUUUGUGCGGCUGGAUGAACCACUUUGAUAGCGAUUUCCGCUUGGAUCCAUCAGAAAGCUCGACGUCUCUCACAGGGAAGCAUAACGGAAGCCUGCUUCAUCCAAUCUACAACAAUCGGGAGCUGAUCCUGGGAAGUCUCCCUGUGGUUUCGCCCACUUCACUAAGCAAGGUUUUUAGUUUCAAAUACUUUGUCAGCGAUCGCAAAGUGCAGCUGUUGCGGCUAUUCGUCAGUGAAUGGUAUGACAGCAUGGUGGUCUGGGAGAUCAAACCCGGGUCGGGCGAUGGACUCGUUGGGAUGUGGACAACAGUGACACUCACACUGUGCAUGCCUGCAGGCGCGUCGUUGCGUUUUUUGGUUACCACAACAGUGGCUGAUUCCGCAGUGAAGUUUGAUGAUUUUUUGUUGCGCACGGAUUACAGCCAAAACUUGACUUCUGCUAAAGAAUGCCAUCGAAUAACGUGCAGUUUUGACCAAUCUACUGUACGUGUGGUUGGGCUGAUCACAGCGUGGUGGCAAGAUGGAAGCAGACCAGCGUUGCCGAUAGUAUGGACUAUUCUAAACCCGGCAUAACCGAUUUUGUAGCAACCGGCACAGCUAACGGUGUUGUGCCUGUUGCGCGUCUAGUUAGCCCUUGUGUGGACCUGGAAACAUCAAGCACGCUCAGCGAUGCUUAUUGGAAUGGUGCGAGUCAGAUGGAAGGAAACAAGGUCGUGGUGAAGUUGUUCCACGCCAACCAUUCGCUGCAGUUCCAUGGCAUUUUGAUUUCCCGCACCAGCGUCGCACUGCCACCAGUGCAGGCCGUCCGCAUAGUCAUCGAGCAUCCCUUUCCCACAGGCUUCGUCCGGCUCCCACGAAUCACUUUGCGCAAAGAAAGCGUCGUGGCCAAGCUUUCCGACCUUUGUCCGGAAUUUCCGAUGCCACCUCUAAUAACAGAGCAGCCACACAUACUGUCUGUCAGCUGCACGUUCGAUAGGAAUUUGUGCGGUUGGACAAACUCAGAUUCCCAGCAGAAGUUCUUUGUAUAUCCAGGCUAUGGCGACGUGGUUGCGUUUCAGGGCGCGGGAGCCGCUGCGGCUCUCAUGAUCAGUGCAGACAGUGAACCACGUUUUGGACCGCUGGUGUCGCGAACCAUUAUGGGCAGCGGAAGGACACAGCUAUUUUUUACUUACCGAAUGGAUUACCAUGUCCAAUGGGCCAGUAUCAUUGUUAGGCCCCACGAUGGGUCCAAACCGCUCUUAGCAUGGUACACCAGUGUUCUGGACGAACUGCAUCACGUAAAUGUGUGGCAGACGGUUAGAGCAUCGUAUUGCUUCGUUGGCAAUUAUACCUUGGAACUGACUGCACACUUUGCGAAAUAUGAGGAUGACAUAACAGGAUUUUGGGUAGACAACCUAACUCUGCAACCAGAAGAAAUUGCAGUUAACUUGAUUCCAGACCUAUGUAGCACCAGCGCUUUCAGUAAACCGCUAAUCUCAAUAACCUGCGACAAUUCCAUGAUAACUACAUCCAUUUCUCGUAAAUUCUGUGGGUGGCAAGUCGAUAGUGAUGGCAAUGCGCUGGCAGCCAUAGAACCACUUGCGUAUGGUUUUUAUUUCCAUGCCUACGAGUAUAACGCUCUGGCGCUAUGCUAUAGAGUGAUCAGCAACACCCAUCCUAAUGCCGUCAGCUUCGAUCUGGUCAGUCCGGAGUUCCACGUCAGACCGAAUGACGUGCUGCAUUUAUGGUAUUCCGUCCGUCGGCGACCAGCAUUUAUUCGAAUAAUGGCCACAAGUGCCGAAGAGAGCUUAACGCUCUACGAAGCGACACACGACGAUGCACAGGAUAACAACCAGCAAGGAUUUAAAAAGGUCAUUUCUCUAGGCUCUCUAACUGGACCAACCAAGAUUACUAUCAGAGUUCGAUCACUACCUCCAGAGUCCAACUCUACAGCUGCGCGUCCAGGCAAUUCCAAUCCAGAUUUUGCCGUCAGACACAUAUGGUUUCCUCAAGAAGAAGGUUACAAGCCGGAAGUUCAAAUUGACAGACUACCAAAAUAUGAAACCUGCAAAGAUACCAGCUACCAAAAUGUGUCUUGUACCUUUGAAAAAUCUGAUUCGUGCGUGUGGUUCCGUAAUAUCAACCACACCGCCUGGCUAGCAACAGACCAGCCGUAUGGCACGUUUCCGUUCGUGUUUCCUGAUCAGGAUUUACGGAAAAUGAACAGACGUCUUAUUUACACUGGAUCACAGCAUUCUAUCGGCACAUUAGAGAGCAGUUACAUUGGUCCUGUUCAAACGAGAUUUUCCUUCAAGGUGUACAUGUUUGGAGCCGGUUUACGAUAUUUGAGCUUGCAUGCGGAAAGUAUGUCCACGUAUUAUUUGCUGUGGAAUUCCACGGAAAAUACCACUACGAGACCGUCGGCAAGGCAAUGGCAAACUGUAAACCUGGAACUCUGCAUCAAGUUUCCUUUUAAGCUUGUAUUCAAAAUUUCAACCAGCAAAGCGCCAUACAUAGCGGCACUUGAUGACAUUCAGCUAGAUAACGAGUGCACAACGCUGAAGCACGACGUUGAUUGCAAAAAUCUGAAACCUUUCUCUCCUCCACAAUCGAUUUUAACCAGCGCAAUAACCAAACCAGCGUUUUUCGCUUUGACAGCACCGGCACCAGCAGGCACUUUGCACUGCAUGUUCCACGAGCUGGACUUUUGCGGAUGGUACGGCAUCGAUAACGAAAGUUUAGCUUGGAGCAUUGUGCCGUCCGGCAACAAGAACGAGACAGCAGCCGCAGUGUUUUGCUCCCGACUACCAGGGCUACUGACCACGGCUACGGCUUACCUCAUUAGCCCAAAAGCAACGUGCAGUCAGUGGGCCUUCUGUUUUUUCGAGUUUGAAUACCGAUCUUCCCAGGGUUCGGUAGUAGAAGUGCAGCUGUGGAUGGCCUCAAACAAGACAUCGUCAGCGCAUUUAGCAUGGGGAAGCGGACCGAACGAAUUUCCGUUAUACACCAGAGUUACCGUGAACUUGAGCAGUGCACCAGGAACAUUCUGGCUGGUUUUGUCUACCACUUUCUUUGAGGACGCAUCCAACGUUCAAGUCAGAAACUUCAACUUCUUUGGAGACAACGGGAACGGGACGGCUAAAUCGGAUUAUGGUUUCAUUACGCUUUCUGGCAAUAUAUUGGGAGGCCUUAGCAUCCUGACCAUUAUAGCGGGUCUCCUGCUUUUUCGGUAUUAUCGUGCUCAACGGGAUUACUGCAAACGAUUGUAUAACUGUGAAGUACAUCCAUUCUUAUUCGAAGAACUGGAAAUCCCGAGCAGCUCGAUAACUCUUUUGAACAAGGAAUUAAGAAGGAGCCACUUCUGUCAAGUGGGACUGGCACGAAUAACAAAACUGCACACGAAACACUUCGUUCUUGAGAACACAACCGUUGUCGUCAAAUUUUUGUUGGAUAAAUGCUCUCAAGAAGAGGAGCGGUACUUUCUAGCGGAAAUGGCAGCCUUCAUGAUGGUGGGCAGGCACAAGAAUAUCGUCAGUUUAAUUGGGGUGAUUCUUAAAGGCCGUCCGAUGAUUGUUAUGGAACACUGUGCUAAUGGAUCCUUACUUGAGCAUUUGCAAAAGAAAAACAAUUAUGUUGGCCUGAAAAUGGUUGGAUCCGUUCAUACGAUCCAAAAGACAGAUUUGCACAAUGUUUCUUCUCGAGACGAGCUGCAAAGUUUGCUUUCGAUCGUAUACCAAGUUGCAGCCGGAAUGGAGUUCCUAUGUAGUCGCGGCUUUCUCCACCGCGAUCUCGCCGCACGCAACGUACUUCUGGACUCCAGUCUUACGGCUAAGAUAGGCGAUUUUGGUUUGGCCAGAAAUGACAGUGAAUACAUCUUGCAGCGGCAGAAUGUGCUUCUUCCGCUUGGUUGGAUGGCUCCGGAGGCACUGGUGCCAAUGGAAGGCCGUUACUGUGAGAAAAGCGAUAUCUGGUCUUUUGCCGUACUUUUGUGGGAGUGUUUUACAUUCGGCCGGUCUCCGUAUGAGCAACAGUUUCCACAAGGACUUCAGUUGGAUGUUCUUCUGGAAUUCCUUGCGAGGGGUGAACGACUAGUACUUCCUGGUGUCUGCCCACACUGGAUGAACACAUUGGUUUCCAGCUGUUGGGAAUUUAAUCCAGCAGACCGGCCAACGUUUAGCGAAAUCCUAAAGAAAAUCAACCAAACCUGGAUAGUUUAUUUAUAAUUAUUACAUUUUUGGAGACUGAGGAGUAAAUCUCGGAAUCUGUUGGAACUUGUGGUUUUCAGAAAGCCGUGAAAUACAUUGUCAGCGUCCAAAUGUAUUUUGUCAUCAUCCAUGCCACGGAAGACUAAACCUUUUUAGCUGGCCUCUAGGGGAUAAAGCAAACGGCUUUACCAGUAGGAGCACAAGGAGCACAAGUUGGCGCUAUCAAUUUACUAAGCCUGCUAAAAUAAACUGAUUUAGGUAACUGUGAGCUUUUUAGCAUGUAAAAUAAGCAUCGCCAUGUUCCGCUGUGAUUUCUGUACGUUUAUUGUGUACAUUGCACUCUGCACUCCUGCCUCAACGAAAACAAUCCGUAAUCUACCAGAAAACUGGAGAGACUUCAUUGAUCCGGAGAUUUUGGCAAACAGUGAUGAUUAAGAAUUUACCCGCUAUGACAGCGAUCUUCCGGAAGGGGACAUUCUGGGACUGCAAACGCUGCAACUUGAACAUGGAGCAGCAAACGCUGCCAACGAUGCCAAUUCUUUCUGGCCCAACAACACAAUUCCCUAUGAAUUCUCCAAAAAGCAAAACGCGUUAAUAUUAGAGGCUUUUCGCAAAAGACACCAUAACCAUACCUUAACCAUACCUUAUCGUGUAGCUAGACACCGCCAUCGGAGUGACAGUGUACAGGAUACCUUAAAACCAGCGCAGUUGUUUUCUAGAGGUCUUCGUAUUUAUUUUUUUUCUCGUGCUACACGGUAUGGCAUCGUUUGGAACAUCAAAAUUCAAGUUCUCCGAUGUUUUCUGUGCUAGAAAAGCUUAGCUCUAACGAAGUUAAAGUGUAUGGGAACUAAGAGGAGCCUUUGGAAGUCAGCUACCAUACAACGAAUUUGUAUGCGCCCAAGGAAAUGCAAAUUAUUUUGGAGUCGAUGCGAAUAAUAAGUUUUCUUUCCGGCAACUGCGUCAGAUUUGUGGAGCGCACUAGCGAAGAAGAUUAUAUCAGCUUCCAAAAAGGAUUGCAAUGCAUGUCGAAUAUCGGUCGCGUUGGAGGAAAACAGGCGGUGGUAUAGCCGGCUUGUCUGAAACAGCACGGCGAUGUCCAACACGAACUGAUGCAUGUGAUGGGUUUCUUUCACGAACAUUCACGAGCCGACAGAGACGACUAUGUUAAGAUCAUCUGGGAUAACAUUGCCAAAAGCGACAAGGAUCAGUUUGCCAAGCACGAGGACGGAAACACUUACGGAUUGCCAUAUGACUACGAAUCGGUCAUGCAUUACAAGCACAACGCCUUUGCCAAAGACAGCAGUAUUCCGACUAUUCUUCCCACAACCAGAAAAG